This is a messenger RNA of Olea europaea var. sylvestris, 1267 nucleotides long. RefSeq names its product protein IRX15-LIKE-like. The record is from RefSeq and is a predicted model, not a curated record. The coding region runs from base 296 to 1240 and encodes 314 amino acids. Gene Ontology annotation, biological process: xylan biosynthetic process. Lineage: Eukaryota; Viridiplantae; Streptophyta; Magnoliopsida; Lamiales; Oleaceae. The transcript has a single exon.
CGAAAAUUUUCAUCUAUCAUAUCGCUUACUAGCACUAAUCCCGCUCGACUCUACUCAAAAAAUUCACUUUCGAAAUUUGACAAUAAUCAUGUCAUAUCGAGAACCAAAGUAGUACAAAAUAAUUCUAAAGUUUUUCACAAAAUUUAGCCUUUUUCCUCCACGUACUUUAUCUUCUUUAAUUUUACACCCUAGUCCCACUCUAAUAUCAAAUUAUUUCUCCAUUAUUUGAUGACAUAAAGAAAAAGAUAAAGGCAAAGUUUUGAGAGAGAAAGUGAAUUCCCAGUUUUUGAAUUUGAUGAAAAUGAAAACUAGUGCAAAAUUCAUAGUUUUACAUCCUUCAAUGCACAAACAAAGCAAUGGUGGAUCAGUAAUAGCUUCAUCUCACCGGAGUUGGUUCCUAUUUUUCUUGAUUUUUUUCAUAUCUGCUUUUGUAUUCAUUUUCUUCACCACCAGGGAGGCCGCCACCACUGCUAGAACAGCCGCCGCCGCUUCCAAGGGUGUAUUACCAAAACCCAUCUUUGAUACACUACUUCACUAUGCUUCUAUGAAUCCAACAAACAUCACCGGUCGCAUGUCAUCCGCCGAGCUAAAAGCCAUCGCCACCGUCCUCCGUCGCUGUGCCGCUCCAUGUAACGUACUUGUUUUCGGGCGCAGCCACGAGACCCUCCUUUGGAACUCACUCAACCAGAAUGGGCGCACAGUUUUUGUCGAUGAAAGCGCUUACUUCGUCUCCGUUCUCGAAGAAAGACACCCAGAAAUCGAAGCUUACGACGUCCAAUACGCUACCCAAGUCAGCGAAUUAUACGAUUUGAUAGAACAUUACAAAUUACAGGUGAAAAAUGAAUGCAGGCCAGUUCAGAAUCUUCUCUUUUCAGACUGCAAGCUGGCCGUAAACGACAUGCCGAACCAGCUAUACGACGUCCCAUGGGACGUGAUAGUGGUAGAUGGGCCAAGUGGGCACUCCCCAUCGUCGCCGGGGAGGACGCCAUCGAUAUUCACUGCCGGAGUUUUGGCUAGGAGCAAAAGGGGCGGCGUAGAGAAAACCCAUGUGUUUGUGCAUGAAUUUGAACGAGAAGUGGAGAAUGUGAGCAGUUUUGAAUUUCUGUGCAGAGAAAAUUUGGUGGAUACCAUAGGCUCGUUGGCGCAUUUUCUUGUGGGAAAAAUGGAGGCUACUGAGUUUCAGUUCUGCCCUAAUUCUGAAUCUUCUUCGUCUCCACUUAAAUCCCUUGAAGAUGAUUGAAUAAAGUAUUGAUCAGGAUUUGCUCUU